UGGGGGGGUGGGGAGAAACAAAACAAAACAACAACAAAAACUCGAGAGGGUUUGCAAACGCUGAGAGUGGCCUGCAAGGAACGCUUUGCUGAGCUUGGCAAGGGAGCCUGGUGUAGGGAGCUAGCUGGGGGGUAGUAGGGGUGGGGGUGGAUUUGAACCCGUCCUGUUGCAAAAUCCCAGGGUGCAAGAAGAGCCCAAACCCGGCUUGCAAAGUGCAGAGACCCCCGUAGAGCGAGAGAGGUGGGCAGAUGGGUUUUGUGAACGCAUCUCUUAAUCCUGCGUGCAAACUCCACCUAUGGACAGCAGCAGCCUUGUGAUUUUAAAGCAAAAAAAAGAGAGCAGUGAUUAAGGUUAGGGACCAAAGAUGCUGAGGAUGCCAGAACCAGGUGUGGGACUGGGCGACCUGACCGGCAGUAGGAAGCUGAUGGCCUUAGGGGCUCUGGUGGGCUGGUUGCUAGUGGUCCACUUACUGGUCAACGUCUGGUUGCUCUGCAUCUUAUCGGGGUUGUUGGCCUUACUCGGGGCCUGGUUGGGCUCCCAGGUGGUGGUCGGCACCAGCCACAGAAUUCACCUAGAGAGGUUCCUUCCCCUCGAAGGCUGCCCUCCGAAUCCCGAAUCGGAGAGAGAGUUGGAGGAAGAGAUCCGGAAUAUUAUUCAAAAGAUCAUUCGGGAUUUCGUCUCUUCUUGGUACCGGGCGGUAAACCGCGAGCAGAACUUUGAGAAGGAAGUGGAGAAAGCCAUGAUGGGGUUGGCUUUGGAGCUGCAGAAGAGGAUGCUUCUGGUGGACAAGAAGGCCUUGACCCAAAGGGUGCUCCUCCUGGCUGGGUGCCACCUUCAGGCCUACAAGAAGGUCCAGGAGAAAUGGAAGGAGGCUGAGAGCCUGGGAGAGCCUUCUGAGGAAGCCACUAGAUUGUGGCAAGCCUACUGUGAAUUCUCACAACCUCAUUUGGCGGUUCAGAGUCCUACACAUCAAGUGGAAUAUACCAGGCACGUGGUGGACUUGCUACUAAGGGUCUUGGUGCCCGAGCCCCAUCUGGAAAGCAGGACUGGGCGCUUUGUGGUGGUGGAGCUCGUGACUUGCAACGUGUUGAUGCCCAUGAUCAACAAAAUGGCGGAUCCCGACUGGCUCAACCAGCUGUUGAUUGACCUUUUCUCCUGGAAGACCGCUGGCACCGUCGAGAUCGUAGAGACUUCCUCGGAACUAUUGGCCGCCUCCUCAAGCCAGCCCGUGGUGACCGGUGUAUUGCCCCCAGACCUUCAGCCAGAAAUGGCUACCGAGGGUGAUAAAACCGUACAGAGGGAUUCUGAACCUUUCAACAAGAAUGUAGUAGAUAGCUUGGAGGACUUCCUGAUAGAGGGGAAGGAGCCCGUUGACAGAGCGCUGAGUACCCCCAUAAAUGAGAAAGACGAUGGGAGCAUGCCUGCGCCCUUGCUUCACCCGGGUACCCUUGGGUCCUUCUUCCCCAGUGGAGACUUGGAAGUUGAGUCCCCCAUGUCUGAUGUGGGGAAGGACUCUAGCUCCUUGAUCGUCGUGUCUGCAGAAGAACUCUUCACUAGCUCCCUCCUUGAUUUGGAAGGGCCUCUUGACGUGGAUCCAGAAGACAGUUUGGGAGAGAAAGACAGGUGUGCGGAGGACAUUGGUGAGGGCUUCCCCUCUGAAGCCAACCUCCAGGCUACCUCCCUCGGGCCGUGUCCUGACAUCCACAUACAGCCCGUUGCUGAAGACACCUUAGCUUCUUUGACUGAUCUUUUGGAGGACCCGGAGAAGACCUUCUUGAGAAGGCCAUCCUGCUUGGUGAAAGAGCUGGAGCCACCUGGGAGCUUGGCACACAGCCCUCAAGAUCUGGCCCAACUGCCCAGUCUGCUUUCUUCUUCCCCCACUGCCCCGAUGGGCACUUUCAGCUUUGAGCCACUCAGUCCUGAUGGUCCCGUCAUCAUCCAGAAUCUGCGUAUUACAGGAACAAUCAUUGCUCGAGAGCACAGUGGGACAGGGUUUCAUCCUUACACCUUGUACACCGUAAAGUAUGACACCACAUUAGACAGUGACAGCACUAACAGCCUCCAGCAAAUCGCAUACCAUACGGUGAACCGAAGAUACCGCGAGUUCUUGAACCUGCAAACCAGGCUGGAAGAGAAACCAGAUCUACGGAAGUUCAUAAAAAACAUAAAAGGUCCGAAAAAGCUGUUUCCGGAUCUUCCGUUUGGUAACAUGGACACAGAGAAAGUUGAAGCCAGAAAAAGUCUCUUGGAAUCGUUCUUGAAGCAACUGUGCGCAAUUCCUGAGAUCGCCAAUAGCGAAGAAAUGCAAGAAUUCCUCGCCUUGAACACGGACGCAAGGAUUGCCUUCGUCAAAAAACCAUUUGUGGUCUCCAGAAUUGAUAAGAUUGUAAUGAACGCCAUUGUGGAUACCUUAAAAACGGCAUUUCCCAGACCUGAGCCACAGAGUCCUACAGAAGAACUCAGUGAGACCGAAGUGGAUGGGAAACAGCCAACGGAUGGAAAGAAAUCCAAUAAGUCGAAGCUGAAAAUCACAUCUGGCAAGCUGCUAAAUGUGGCCGGAACACCAGAGAAGAUUUUAUAUUCUUUCAGGGACGGCGUGAAUGCCUCCGAAGUCCUCUCCCUGGCAAGGAUGGAGUCCUUCAUUCAGAAGCAAGAGAAGUUCCUGGAGGCCAUGUCCAGCGAAGGUCCAGAGAGAGAGGGUGAUGAAGAAGCUCCCUCAGAUUUGAACCCAAAGUCCGUAGAGGUGCUGCAGCAAACAUCAGAGGAAGACACAAAUUUUGGACCAGAGACUUUGCUGGCAGAUGUCGUUCUGGACCUUCUUUGUCUGAUCAUGGUAGACCAGUGGAGUUGGCUGUGGUCAGAGAACAUGCAGAAGAUCCUACACCUGCUCUUUGGGACAUUGAUCCAAAGGUGGGUUGAAGUCCAAGUAGACAACUUGACCUGCACCCAGUACUGGGUGCAAUAUCUUCGGCUGCUCCAGGAAUCCAUUUGGCCUGGCGGAGUCUUGCCCGGGAUGCCCAGACCACUCAGGACGGAAGAGCAGAAGGCUGAGACUAAGGAACAGGCCCUGCAGAUUCUCAUGGCAAUACUGCCUGACUCGCUCCAAGAAUUCCUAGGUAUCAAUAAAUGUCAACAAUGCUGGAGCCUCGUCUUAGAGUCCAUGCAGCAUCCAAGCAUCAACAGGCACGUCCUUUACUCCCUCAUGGACAUCCUGAUGGAGUUUUUGAUCCCCGAUUCCCCGACGGAGGCGCCCCAAUCAACGUCAGUCAUGACUUCAGUCUAUGGAGCCGCUGAGAGAUCUAGUACUUCACCGCGUUAAUUCAUAACUGAGGCAAAGAGAACCCCAACUAGACGUGAUCUCAUAUGAUACAUUGCUGUUGGUCUGAUCCAGGAUCUGUUGAAUAGAUAGAUAGAUAGAUGACCAACAGAUAGACAGUGAUUACUGUAAAAGGAUGUUCCAGAACUUUUUCUGCACCAUAAAAUACUAUCGUUUCAAGAACCUGGAAGAAUUGCAGAGGAGUUCAGAAUGAGAAGAAAUAACCUGUUAAAUGUGAAUAAUCUGGAGAAUAGGAUAAUUCUUUAGCUACAUUCCUGGAUAGAUGUAAUUUUCCUUUCUGCAUGUUUUGUUUUAAUUUACAGGACGUUUUGGUGCUCCCAAAGUACUUAUUUGGGCAUUCCAUGAUAUGACCUCUUAUGUUUUCCUUUCCCAACAAAACCACUCCAGUGAGCAGCAAACGACAAAUUAAUCCCUGUUUUUGCUUUUUAUUUCUGUACAUCAUGUAUUUGUCCUUGAAACCUAAGAGUAUUCCUGGAAUUUUAGAACUACCAAGCAAAGAAGGUUUGAUGGCUUUCCAAAAUUGAUGUAAUUGGCUCAAGUCACUUGUUGUCUGAAGAGAUGACUCAAAUCAUUUUGCUGUUCAUCAACUGGCUUUGAAGAAGUUUGUUGCUGUUUGUUUAACCAUCUAGGAUGCUAUUACUCAUUCAGAUCAUUGGGAUGGUUUGCAUUCUUUGAUGAUGGACUUGCUGCAACGGCCAAACAAAAUUGGAUGAGUCUAGAUCAGCCAUAUAUAGAUGCCUCCAACCAAGAUUGUAAGGAGGUGUGUUCGCAGAUUCUUAAAGUAUGGAGAGUGGAGAACUUCCUUGUUCUUUGUCAGCCUACAUUUAAGUAUGUUUGCAGGGGAGGGAGUCCCUGAAUUGAAUAUGUAUCAAAAUUAAAGUUGUUAUUUGGCUA
This is a messenger RNA of Pantherophis guttatus, 4231 nucleotides long. RefSeq names its product sorting nexin 19 (gene SNX19). NCBI's taxonomy places the organism in Eukaryota, Metazoa, Chordata, Lepidosauria, Squamata, Colubridae. Gene Ontology annotation, cellular component: intracellular membrane-bounded organelle. The record is from RefSeq and is a predicted model, not a curated record. Gene Ontology annotation, molecular function: phosphatidylinositol binding.